AUGGCCUCGCUCCUGGCUCAAACCCUGGAGCAGCAGCUCCGCGGCAUUCCAGUGCUGGCCGUGGGUACAACUUGCCCCGGCGGCUUCACGGUCAUUGAAUCGAUCUUGCACUGGCUGGCCAACGGUGUUCGCCAGCCGGUUUGCAUCUUCAAUUCCGGCAAUGCUGCUGCGUUCAUCGGGAAAGAUGGAAGGCUCUACACGCUGCGAACUGUCCUGAACGAGGAUGGGCUCUCGGAGCUGCGCCUGGAUGCGGCGAAGAGCGACAGCCAGGAGUGGCAGCUGACUGACACUCCGGACGUGGCGGCUGUGACCGUGGCGCACACUGAGCGCUGCAUCUUGGUCCUCGAUUCCAAGAUGGAGCUCCACGUCCGACAGGACGACGGCACGGUGCAGGACGUUUUGCUGUCGCUGGCUGGAGGCUGGAGCGACUAA
This is a messenger RNA of Symbiodinium sp. CCMP2456, 432 nucleotides long. The record is from the annotation of a GenBank genome assembly. NCBI's taxonomy places the organism in Eukaryota, Dinophyceae, Suessiales, Symbiodiniaceae.